Rattus rattus (black rat) is the source of this 1442-nucleotide messenger RNA. RefSeq names its product chromosome 16 C12orf43 homolog (gene C16H12orf43). Lineage: Eukaryota; Metazoa; Chordata; Mammalia; Rodentia; Muridae. The transcript has 6 exons. Bases 32 to 865 code for a protein of 277 amino acids. The record is from RefSeq and is a predicted model, not a curated record. Gene Ontology annotation, biological process: negative regulation of Wnt signaling pathway; Spemann organizer formation; Wnt signaling pathway.
GCUUUCCCCACAACCCUUUGCGGCUACCAAGAUGGUAGCACCCAGCGGUGCCAUGAGCGACUCGGAGAGCAGCAGCAGUGACAGCAGCGAUGCGGAGGAGCUGGCGCGGUGCCGCGAGGCGGCAACGCCCGCCUGGGGGCUGGAGCAGCGCCCGCGGGAAGCGGAGAGACCCGCAGCCGGUGCUGCAGAUACACAGGCGCCAGCCCCCCAGCCAAGCCGCAGGCGUGAGGUGAACCAGCACGAUGAAGAUGGCAACGAACUUCAGACCACUCCUGAGUUCCGAGCCUACGUGGCCAAGAAACUGGGAGCACUGCUGGACAGCUCCAUUGCUAUCGCAGAAGUAUGGAAGAAGACGCAGCAGGCCAGGUUGCAGCAGGAGGCCAAGGAGCAGCAGGAGGCCAAGGAGCAGCAGGCGGCCAAGGAGGCGCAGGCAGCCAAGAAGGAGGAGGAUGGCUUCCGCCUUUUCUUCACAUCUGUCCCCGGAGGCCAUGAGAAGGAAGCUUCUCCAAGACCCUGCCGAAAGCGCCAGCCCCCCAGCUCCAGUGAGGACAGUGACGAGGAAUUGCAGCGGUGCCGGGAGGCAGCUGUGUCCGCUUCAGAUAUUCUCCAGGAGUCAGCCAUACACUGCCCUGCCAAGGUCGAGAAGGAGGUCGAGAAGAAGAAGUUGAAAAAGAAAGCCAAGAAGAAGGCAGACGCUGACCUGGCUGCAGCCACAGGCCUGGAACAGGUAAAGGAGGCGGGUAGCGUCAAUGGGGACCCAGUGUUGUCUGGGACCAAAAAGAAAAAGAAGAAAAAGGCCAAGAAAGCCAGAGAGGCUUCCCUGUGCCCACCAGCAGAGUGCGCAGCGGCUGAGCCUAAGAACUGACUGCAGGCUGUAGGUAGGUCCUGAGGUCACCAGCUCUGAGGAUACUAACCCAGGGGGUUAGGGCAGAGCCAAGCCACACUCCAUCUCCAGCUUCCCGCACUGACUGCCCGCAGGUGACUUUAGUUGGCUUGCCCAAGAGUGCAAGCAAAGGAGUGGGUAUAUGGGGGGAAGUCUGUGCAAGGCUGGAAUGGACUUGUGGUUCCAGAACAUUCCAUCGCCUCAGGAAGUACAACUCUUCCAGCUUUUGAGACUGAAUCUCACAGCAUCCAUCUUCCCAACCUGUGCAGCCUUGGAUGACAGUUAUCUUCGAGAAUGAUGGGGAGGGGUCUUCAAGCUACUGAGGCCCCAGAAAACUUCUGUACCUCCCCCCCAACCCACACAGACUUAAUAGCAUUGUCUGGAAGAGAAGGAAAGAUAUCCCCCACCUCCUUCUCCCCCCACAUUUGUGUGUAACGUGUUAAUUUGUUAAUAACACAGGUAAACCAUUUCACUCUCUGAAAACCAGGUGCCAGAGCACUGAGCACCUACUUAGUGGAAGGAAAGAGAAAAAGGGAAAUAAAUUAUCAGGUGACCCAGA